UCAUUCUCGGCCUUCUGGAAUGCUUCAAAAUUUGUGGCUUAAAUUUGGGGACCAAGAAUAAUAUGCCAUGGCUGGAGCACCUGGAGUGAAGGAGAAGCUGAAUCUUAUUGUUGGCGGCGAUAUCUGUGAGGUUUACCGCGAUGAAUUCAAUUGCGGAUCCUUUGGUUUCUGGUGGGGAGUCAUCGGUAUAGCCGUCUUCAUACUCUUUCUGGCUUACUUUCAUCUUAACCGGGAUCGAAUAAGUCCAAGCGAAUGAUCUGGGGAACCUACAUAUCUGGGUGAUUGUGAUAAAUAAAAAGUCAUUUGAGUCACUGUAA
Messenger RNA from Drosophila eugracilis, 317 nucleotides. RefSeq lists its product as uncharacterized. The transcript has a single exon. NCBI's taxonomy places the organism in Eukaryota, Metazoa, Arthropoda, Insecta, Diptera, Drosophilidae. The record is from RefSeq and is a predicted model, not a curated record. Bases 68 to 256 code for a protein of 62 amino acids.